Malaya genurostris is the source of this 1621-nucleotide messenger RNA. It is a transcript of the gene mIF3, whose product is annotated as translation initiation factor IF-3, mitochondrial. Gene Ontology annotation, biological process: ribosome disassembly; mitochondrial translational initiation. The record is from RefSeq and is a predicted model, not a curated record. The coding region runs from base 61 to 855 and encodes 264 amino acids. Lineage: Eukaryota; Metazoa; Arthropoda; Insecta; Diptera; Culicidae. The transcript has 2 exons. Gene Ontology annotation, cellular component: mitochondrion. Gene Ontology annotation, molecular function: translation initiation factor activity; ribosome binding.
CCGAACGAACAGCUGUCGUCACUCUAGUAUUAUUAUAUUGGAAAAUUUCAAAAAGUAAAAAUGAAUAUUUUUGGCAAUAUUUUACGUUGUUCUAUACGUAAUAGAUUGAUAAUUACUGGCUCAUUCCAAUCUUGUUUGCCGACGAUAAGUACACCAGUAGCGGCAGUGAGUUUUAUACAUCAUUCUGUUCACACAGCUAAAACUCAUUCUGGAUCGAGUGAUUCGGGCCAGAGUACAGAUAGUGUAAAGCCCAAGUCUUCAUCGAAAAUUACGCUGGUUGGAACCGAUGAAACCGUCACCAUCGUGAGUAUAGAUGAGGCACAGAAAAUUUCUAAACGACGUGAUUUAAAACUGGUAAAGAUUAUCGAUUUGGACAUUAAGACACAUCGUCCGGUUUAUAAACUCAUGACUAGCGCGGAAUUUCUCACAGAAGAUUUAAAGCGUCGACAAAAGAAAAAUAUGAACAGAGAAGAAAAGAGCAUAAAAGGCAAUAAGCUGUUAUCAAUUAGUGCUCGAAUUACCAAUCAUGAUUUGAAUUCGAAAUGUCAGAAUGUUAUGAAAUGGUUGAAAAAGAAUUACGAGGUUCGGGUCGUCGUUUCCGGAGAUGGUGACAAGACCAAACAGGAAGCAGUUGCUGCUCGGUUUGAAGAAACUAUUAAGGGCAUUGGGAAAAUAGUACAGCAACGUUUCAGCGAAAACAACUUGAGAUUCACUAUUUUGCCCAUUACAAGUAGUAGUGACCAGGAAAUUACCAAAUCAAAUAAGAAAGAUUUAUAUGAAGCAAAUCAGAAAAGUUGUAUUUCAGACACACAUUCAAUUCGAACGUUUCAUACUUAUGCGCGACUGCUUGCGUGACAAUCAAAGCCGGAGCACGAGAAUCUUCAAAUGAGCAAUUAUCAAAAAGCUAAACCAGUUGUUUUCAUUGGAUUGUUGCUGAUGGUGAAGUACGCGCUAUGGACAUAUAUAUUAAGAGAUUUUUCUUCUAGAUAAUCAUAUAUUACCUCACGUUUUUUGUGUUUGUAUGGUUUACGAGGUUGAAAGUAUGCUGCGCAUUUAAAUUGGAGUGCGGAAAGAAGUUUGCUUGUGUAUUAUGACAAUAAAAAAAGAUCAAACUACUAGACUUUCAAAUCAAAGCGGGCAAUGUAUCUGUCACUAUGCAUUAACUAAGCCAUUUUUUCAUUAGAACGACAAAGUGAUGUUGAAGAUUUUUGAAUACAUGAUUUGGUUAUUACCAUGAGGAUAUCAUUUGCUUCCGCAAUUCUGAGAUUUUUGUGUAGGGAAAAUUCUAAACCUACUUGUAUUGUGUAAUGGGGAAAAGGAACUUAUAUACUAACUUACUAACUAAUACAGAGAACGAAUCGAUUCAAUUGAAGAUUGCAUCGAUUUUUGUCGGAAUUUGCUUAUAAUAUUAUGUGACAUUACUUCUAAUGGUUCUAUAUUUGUGAGUCUGUGUAACUUAUUUGUACUAAACCAUGAAGGACGCUUCAAAAUCAUUUUCAGAAUUUUAUUCUGAAUCUUUUGAAGCGUUUUGUUCCUGGUGGAACAACAGCUUGACCAAAUUGGUACUGCAUAAAGCAUGGCUGCUCUGAAAAUUUGCUUAUAAAUUAAUUUAGACAGAGCU